Molecule: messenger RNA, 1556 nt
Organism: Phodopus roborovskii (desert hamster)
Lineage: Eukaryota; Metazoa; Chordata; Mammalia; Rodentia; Cricetidae
Gene: Madcam1
Product: mucosal vascular addressin cell adhesion molecule 1
Exons: 5
Coding region: 191-1417 (408 amino acids)
Biological process (GO): heterotypic cell-cell adhesion; positive regulation of lymphocyte migration; leukocyte tethering or rolling
Cellular component (GO): membrane
Molecular function (GO): integrin binding involved in cell-matrix adhesion
Source: RefSeq, a predicted model, not a curated record
GUCUGUUCCAACUGUGUUCCCAGGUCUCUGCCUCUUGUGGAGUGGGGGUCGGGCUGGGAAAGCCCCCAGGGAAACUCCCACGGAGUUGGGAGGAGGGGAAGGAGAGGCAGGGUCUCAAGACAGCGGGAAGUCGCCAGCCUGCUGCUAUUUAAACCGCUUCCCCUGGCAGUCGCAAGACAGAGGGGACAGCAUGAAGUUCAGCCCGGCCCUCCUGCUGGCCAUGGCCAUGGUACCCUUCCAGCUUGGCAGUGGCCAGUUCCUCCAUGUGGAUCCCCCUGAGCCUGUGGUGGCUGUGGCCAAUGGCACAUCGCUCCAGCUCACCUGCAGCUUGCCCUGUAACAAGAGCGUAGCCAGGGUGCAGUGGCUUGGCCUGGACACUGACUUGGCCAAUGUGCAGACCCUCCCUGGCAGCAGCAUCCUCUCUAUACAAGGCAUGCUGACAGACACGGGCAUGCGUAUGUGUGUGGGCUCCUGUGGGGGCCAAAGCUCCCAGCACUCCGUGCAGAUCCUUGUGUAUGCCUUCCCAGACCAGCUGGUGGUGUCCCCAAAGUCCCUUGUACCCGGACAGGACCGAGAAGUGUCCUGCACAGCCCACAACAUCUGGCCUGCAGGCCCGGACAGUCUCUCCUUUGCCCUGUUACUGAGAAACCAGAGUCUAGAGGGUGCUGAGGCCCUGGAACCAGAGCAAGAGGAGGAGGAGACCCAGGAGGCCGAGGUCACGACUCUGUUCCGAGUGACACAGCGCUGGCUGUUACCCGCCCUGGAGACCCCUGCCCCUUCUGCCCUCUACUGCCAGGCCACCAUGCAGCUACCCAAUGUGGUGCUGACCCACAGAAGGGAGCUUCCGGUCCUACAGAGCCGGACCUCACCAGAGCCCACCACCACCACCUCUACCAAGCCCUACAUUCUGACCUCACCAUACACUACUGAGGCCAGCUCCACUGAACUCCCCAACCACACAACCCUGCUGUCUACCCCUCCUCAUUCCACGCUUAGCUCUAGGACUCUGAGCUACGCUGGAACUUGCCAUCCUCAGAUCCAUCAGGACCAGGAGUCAGCUGGCUGGCAACUACUCUGCAAGGCACCCUGUGGCCCUGGAGUUACGGUGCACUGGACGCUGGCUCCUGGAGACCUGGCAGAGUACCACAAGAAGGAGGUCGGGGCCCAGGCAUGGCUAAGCAUACCACCCUCAGGUCCCAUUCCUGAGGGCUGGUUCCAGUGCCGGCUGGAUCCUGGGGGCCAGGUAGCCAGUCUGUAUGUCUCUGGCCAGGUGUUCUCAAAACCUUCCUCCAUCAUCACCCUCUGGAUUGGCAGCUUGGCGUUGGCAUUGCUCAUGCUGGCUUUCCUUGCCUACCGCCUGUGGAAACGCUACCGAUCAAGUCCUCCCCCAGACACCACCUCAUGCACACGCCUAUGAAGCUCGAUUGUGCCAGACUAUGGGGAUCGGAGAAUGACCAGCUGCUGGGUUUAGGGCAGUCACGAUGAUAAGAGUAUGGCCCCUUUUCUUGAUGGGCGGCACUUCUAAAAGCUCCUUCCAGCUGCUGGCCCAGAGCAGA